This is a messenger RNA of Fusarium mangiferae, 651 nucleotides long. RefSeq lists its product as uncharacterized. The coding region runs from base 1 to 651 and encodes 216 amino acids. Gene Ontology annotation, cellular component: mitochondrion. NCBI's taxonomy places the organism in Eukaryota, Fungi, Ascomycota, Sordariomycetes, Hypocreales, Nectriaceae. The transcript has 3 exons. Gene Ontology annotation, molecular function: phosphatidylglycerophosphatase activity. Gene Ontology annotation, biological process: cardiolipin biosynthetic process. The record is from RefSeq and is a predicted model, not a curated record.
AUGUUGAAUCUAAAUCUAUCGGCAUCACUAAAUAUCACAAGGCUUAUCUUCAAGCCGAGUCUGUGUCUGCCUCAUCACACAGUCUCAACUUUCAAUGACUUGCCGAUUCCACUUGAAAAAGGCUUGCAAAAAGAUGGUCGAAAAGUAGAGAUCAAGGCUGUUGUUCUCGACAAAGACGAUUGCUUUGCUUAUCCUGAUAGUGUUGAAGUGUAUGAUUCCUACAAGUCUCACUUUGAAAAGCUAAGGUUGGCUUAUCCUGGUCGCAAAUUACUUGUGGUGUCAAAUACUGCGGGAGCAACGUCAUGGGAUAAGAAUUUGAAGCUAGCUUCUGAGGUCGAAGAGAACACAGGAAUCACUGUGCUCUCGCACUUGGUCAAAAAACCAGGUUGUGGCCAGGAGAUCAUGGAAUAUUUCAAAAAGCACCCAGAAACAGGAGUGACAGAUCCUGCACAGAUUGCGUUCGUCGGUGAUAGACUGACGACCGACAUGAUGCUUGCAAAUAUGACAGGAGGGUGGGGUUUUUGGGUGAGAGACGGUGUAAUACCUUUAGAAAAGAAGAGCAUCUUCUCGAGAUUGGAACGACCUUUAGCUGCUUUCCUCUUUGCUAGGGGUAUUCAUGCUCCUGAACCCCGCAGCAUCUUUGAGGAGUAG